UCAAUCUCCUCAGUUUGUUAUUGUUCAGAAAAAUAUAUUUUGAAAUUUUUAUUUAUUUAUUAAAUCACCUUUUAUCUUUUAUCACGCGAUAAGUUUAUGUCUUAAACUUAAAAAUGUCAACUUGCAAUACUUGUGCCAGAUCAUUCGGAUUUUUUAAUAGGGAACAGGGAUGUCCUCGAUGUAAAAAAAUCUUUUGUAAAAAAUGUUUGAAUCAUAAAAUCCCUGAAAGUGCAGAAAAUCUUAGGAAAAUGAUUUAUGUAUGUUUGCGUUGUUCGAGAAUUCCACUUAACGACAAUUCAAAACCUAAGAAGGGAAAACAGGAAGAAAUUGAAGACAUAUUAAAACUCAGUCCAAAAGAAAAAGCUUUUGAACCUGUUUUGGAGCCUACUUUACCAUCGACAAGUGAAACUGAUGAUAUUCGCAGUCGAUUAGAUGCAUUGAAAAAAAGUGACAUUCCUGAAGAUGAAAUUAAAAAUCAAAAUGACGAUGAUAUUCAAAAGCGUUUAGCUAAUCUGAAGGGUGUGGAAUAUAAAGAUUAUUCAGCUUCGAACAAAGUUCUCUUCUCGCCAGAUACGAGAUCAGAACAGGAAAAAAUUGAUGAUUUAUUGAAACAGUUUGUUGAGGAGAAAAAUAUUGAUGAAAUUGUCCAACCCGAGUCAAAUAAAUCAGAAGGUACAAUAGAUGACAUUGAAAGAAGAUUAGCUGCUUUGCGUGGUCAAGAUUUGGAGAAAACCAAGCAGCAAAUUGAAGGAUUCGUUGAAACUGAAGAAGAGGAAACCGAAAAAACAAUGAAACAAUAUAUCGAAGAAGCGAAACUAGAAGAUAUCAUUUUAGAUCCAGACGAAGAAGAACUAAUUUCAGGCAUUCCACCUCCACCAGAUGGAAGAAAGUUGGACGAAUUGCCAUUCUGUGAGAUCUGUAAUGAAGAUGCAUCAUUAAGAUGUCUUGAAUGUGAAAAUCUCUUCUGUGUAAGCUGUUUCAAAGAGUUUCAUGAUGAAGAAGAUUAUAAAACUCACAAAACAAAGCCUUAUCAAGCACCAAAAAAUAAUGAUAUACUGUAA
Clunio marinus is the source of this 1061-nucleotide messenger RNA. NCBI's taxonomy places the organism in Eukaryota, Metazoa, Arthropoda, Insecta, Diptera, Chironomidae. The record is from the annotation of a GenBank genome assembly.